CACACUACACAAAAGCAAGUCCCCGUUUGAUGAGGAAGAUGACCAGCGCACAAAAUAACAAUCAUACACACUCGGGCCGGUCGCGAGUGCGGUAAUGUCACAGUUUUGACACUGGAGAAGUACUGACUUUUCGGAAAAGUCUUUUCCGUUCUGAAAAGUGGAACUGUAUACUGUUUGCACCCAAGCUUCUUUCACUAAGUUAAGAAUUAUUUGCACAUGCUUCUGGACAAUUUGUACACAGAAUGCAUAUGAAGUUCAUUAAGUUGAACGUCUGGACUCUGUCUGAGCUCGAGAGCUGAGGAGGUCAUCUUGCUCGGAUUUGUUUUCCAUCUGCACCAAAAUAGGGAAGAGAAGUGCGGUCAGCUUGGUGCAAUUUGCAAGAACUGGGAGCAUUUGAUAAUUAUUUCUCUUUAUGGGAAAUAACUCUAGCAAGAGAAGGUCCCACAAUAAACCAAGCAGCCCUGAACAUCCACCUACCAGUGGAAGGAAGCGCUCUCUUAAGCCAGAUCUGGCAGCAGGAGACGCAGAGAAUCCUGUCCCUGAGGAAGACGUACAACCCCCUCAUCGUGUCAAUGAGGAGACAAAAGAAAGGUUAUUGAAUCCACCAGGUCCAAAAGGCCAAAUAGAUGCUCAUAUGCAUAAAUCAUCGGAUGGAAAAGGAAGCAAAGGGACAGGCUAUGAGAUGAAAGCUGAACAUCGGGAAGACGAGGCCAGUUACGUUGAGAUCUCACAGGUGGAGCUCUCUGGUGAGAGGGAAGAGCCUAGACCUGAACGAGAUAGGUUUAGAGGCAGUUACAGACGCAGUGGCAAAUUCAAACGUAUCAUGUCAUCUCUAUCUCCACAAGAAGCUGCAACUAUGUCAGGCAAUGAGAGCAAGAUGGAAAGUACUAUCCAUUUAGCUAAUGAUGUCAUCCAAAGAAUGAGAAGUGAAGAUUGUGAGAAGGUUGUAGAAGCCACCCAACAGCUAUACCGCAUGGUAGAUGAUGCAUGGAGUACUCCUAGGUAUGGCCGGGAUCUAGCAUACAGCAUCAGUGACAAUCUACGCACUGAAGGAGGGUUAGACAUACUCCUCGCAAACUGUAAAUCAGAUGACAAGGCUCUGCAGGUGAACUCUGCACGCCUCCUGGAGCAAGUCAUGACAGCUGAUAACAGAGAUUAUGUCGUUAAGCAUGGCCUGGAAUCUGUUGUUAAAUUGGCUUGUUCUCGUAAGGAGCCUACUCUUCUCCAGAUUGGAAUGGGCCUUCUUGAAAAUCUCUUCAAGCAUUCUGAAGAAACUUGCACCAAAGUGACAGAUCGAGGUGGCUUGACUGCAGUUUUGUAUACAUGCCGCAUGAGUGAUAGUAUUACACUGCGCCACUGUGCCGCAGCGUUAGCCAACUGUGCUAUGUAUGGGGGUCCUGCCAACCAGCAGAGGAUGGUUGACCAGCGUGCCUCUGAGUGGCUGUUCCCGUUAGCUUUCAGUACAGAUCACAGUAUUCGUUACUAUGCCUGUCUUGCUGUUGCUGUCCUCUCAGCCAAUCAGGAUAUCGAAAAAUGCGUUGUGAACUCUGGCACUCUAGACCUGGUGGAGCCGUUUGUUACAACGCAUGACCCCUUAACCUUUGCUAAGAGUGACAAGGCUCAUUCACAAGGAAGGUCAGAGCAGUGGUUACUUCACCUGAUGCCAUUGUUAGACAGUACAAGAAGAGAAGCACAAUGUCUGGCUGCAUUUCAUUUUGCAAUGGAAGCAGCCAUAAAGAAGGAACAAGGCAGACACAAGGUAUUCCAUGACAUUUUGGUGAUUCCUGCUCUACGCCGAGUUGCUUCCUCCAACAAUGAAAUUGCAUCCAAGCUCUGUAUCCAGGCCCUACGUACAAUUGGUGAAGAAAUCCCUGCUAAGCUCUCCUUCAACAUAUCCUGCUGGUCAGUCAAAGAAGUCCAAAUGUGGGUCAAGAAUAUUGGCUUUGUCAAUUUCUGCCCUGCAUUUGAGCGUCAUAAGGUUGAUGGAGAUUUACUGUUAACAAUCACAGAGGCUGAGUUGCAACUGGAUAUUGAGAUGGACAGUAGUCUGCUUAAACGCAGGUUUUUGCGUGAGUUAGCCCGCCUCAAGUCUAACUCUAACAGCGGAGAUCGUGAGCUUGGUGAUUGGCUAAAGAGCCUAGGUCCUGAAUACCCACAAUAUACCCACAAUCUUGUGCAUUGUGGGAUAGACUUCAGUCUGUUACCCUUUAUAUCAGAUGAUCAUCUGAAGAUUGAUGCAGGAAUCACUAAUGGAGUCCAUCGCAUGAAGAUACUAUGGGCCAUCAGACCACAAGGAAUGAAGCUUUUGAAGCAAAGUGUGAAAGCAAGCACGCCUGAUGCCAACAAUCACGUGUUUCCAUGGCUGAAGGACCCCCCACGCAAAUCACAUGUAGACAAUGGAGGUGAGAAGUAUCCUAAAGUGUUUGAUAGUCCUACUCCUACAUGUGGGCUGUCUAUACCUGCUAUUAUAUCAGAUCAAACUGACAAUCGUAGCAAUCCCAAAUAUCUAGAUGUCUUUAUCAGUUACAGGAGAGCUACAGGAUCACUCUUGGCUAGUUUACUAAAGGUUCAUCUUCAGCUGCGAGGUUUCAGUGUCUUCAUUGAUGUAGAGAAACUAGAAGCUGGCAAGUUUGACAACAAUCUGCUUAAGAGUGUCCGUCAUGCACAGAACUUUGUCUUGGUUCUAUCUUCAGGGAGUCUAGAUAGAUGCUUUGGAGAUAGUGAUCGCAAGGACUGGGUACAUAGGGAGAUUGCAGCAGCCAUUGAAAGCAAAUGUAACAUCGUUCCUGUACUCGAUAACUUCAGAUGGCCUAAACCUGAACAACUACCUGACGACAUGAAAAACAUCAUCUUCUUUAAUGGCAUCAAAUGGAUACAUGACUACCAGGAUGCUUGUAUUGAUAAACUAGAGAGAUUCCUACAUGGUGAGGAGAAUACUGGACGUCUAGAUUUGGAUCAGUUAGCUCAAGAAGGAUUAGGGGGCUCAGAGGGAUUAGGAAGCCAUGGAUCUAGAAAGGCUAGUAGAGAUAGUAAAGAGAGUACUGGUAGUGUAUCCCAUCCACAUGAUGCAUGAACUAUAUAUACCCAACAUCACACAAUUCCCAAUGGAGUAACUGGUAUUGGGAAUUGAAACACAACCUCAAAUACGCUUAGGGUUUGAAAAUUGCACCUUGGUGUAGUGAUGGCAGCAGACUUUACCAUUGUGUUCUAUUAAAUACAGUGCAAUAUACUCCAUAUUUAUGUGUAUGUAAAGAAUCAAAUAGUAGUACAUCAGCAUCCACCAGGAAUGAAAUAAAUGCAUUAGUCAUAACCACUCUGGCUGUAUUUGCCAUGGACUGAUUGUGGGAACAUGGCAAAGAUAAGCUUAAAACUCUCCGAUAUGGGCCCAAUUUAAGAGAGUUGGUUUAGCACCAAAUUUUGCUUAAGCAAAAAAUCCUUGCUUAGUAAGUUACCAGCUGUUCGCACUUGGACUUAAUAUCGACAAGUUAACAUUUUGUUUGCAGUAAGUUAACCAUUUUUAGGCCAAUGGGAACAUGGCUUAAUAGUGUAAGGGUAUUGUGCGUUCAGAGCACCAGGGGCUGGUUUCACAAAGAGCCAAGAUUGAUCGUAACUGCAAAUCAAUCGUAGUUGCUUAGUAAAGUGUGAUAUCACAAUGGUCUUGCGAUGGAUUUUAUUGCUUUGUGAAAUCUACCCCUUUCUAUGGCUGAAGGUACCAGCAGCAGAACCAAAAAACGCUAGGCAGAUAUUUUCUGCUAGUAGAAAAAAAAGAGAACCACAUCAAACCAAAUACAUGCUAUUCUAGCUACUUAGCAACAUUUGACAGUUAUUAGCAAAAAAGUGUGAUUUACAACUCUUUAGAUUUCUAUUUCAACUGUUGAAGUAAAAUCAUUAAUUGCUAUUGUUGUUGGGUAUUCUUGAUAUCAGGCAAGUGUGCUUUAAUAAAUGCCAUGUACAUAUACAUGACCAAGAGAUGUUAUAGGACUGAGAACAUGACUAACUUUAACCCAAUGCUUUUCAAAAACAGUUCUGAAAUGAUAAUUAUUAUAUUUUAUUUGGUCUUACAAGGAAAGGUAUGAGAGAUGAGUUGUUCUGAAUUACUAUUCUAAUUGAGUGUUCAAACGAGCUAAUUAGCAGAACCUGUUGGUAUGCUUGUCAAGCUACAUGUACAUGUACAUAUUUAUUUCUUAUGAGGACUAUUUUAAAGUGUGUGCAAUGUGUUCUAAAUGUUAACUGAAUUUUGUUAAUUGUUUUUGUAUUUAUACGUUGAGAGUAAAUAUUACCACAGCCUGGAAUUAGUGCUAUCUGGAUUGUAGCUACAUGUAUUUGAAUCCCAUCUAAUAGCUAUACCUGAAUGAGAAACCAUUGGCCAUACAGUGAUUAGAAAUACAACUAUUGAAUGUUAUGACCCUAAUUAACAAGAAGUUUAAUUGUUUCAAGAGGUUUGCAACCUUGAUAGGCACUCUAUGUCUUCAUGUAUGGCUAGGAAACAAGCUCAUUAAGUUCAUCAUUAGUAAGCAGCAGCCAGAAAUAGUUGAACAACAUUUCUUUGUGUUUGUCAAGUUUGUAAUGUGGUGCAAUUACUCAAAUCUUGACAUGGUGAAAAUGAAAAGAUGUGCAUACUACAGAAAUAAGCUUUGUGUUGUGCCCUGACUCCUAUUCAAUGUCGUGUGUGGCUUUAGUACACAUUAUUAUCAUUUAGUUUGCAUUAUCACAUUUUUGCUGAAAUGAAGUUCAGUGUGCAUAUGUACAGCUUUUAUCAGUGACCUCUUGCUGCGGUUACCAUUUUUAUUUUGUACUUAUUUCUUUAUUUUUCUUUUUAUUUUGUUUCUCAUAAUCAGCUAGAAACACCCAAACCUAUGAAAUACCAAAACCUUUAAGUGUUAGGGUUUCUUGAUAGUGUUCCGGGUUGAUCAUUCCUCAUUAGUAUUCCUUCAAAUUGCACAUUUGUCCACUAAAAAUCUUAUAGUUUUUAAUGUUUUUUUUGUAUGGUUUGCUUGGAAACACAUCACAUUUGCUGAGGUAGUUUUGCUAUUUGUUUUUAAAAUCUUGUCAUCUAAAGUUAAGGUCAACAUCGGAGUGUAACUUUUUGAAAUUAUGGUCAGGCAGUAAAAUAUUGUUGAUACAGUAUCUACUUAUUGUUAACAUUCUAGAAUAGAUGACUCCAUAACAUUCUAGAAUAGAUGAUACCAUAACAUUCUAGAAUAGAUGAUACCAUAACAGCUUUUAUGGUGUCAGGAAACAGAGAAUUGAGAAUUAUGCCAAAUAUGAAAUGAAUUGUAACCAACUGACAUGCUUUGCCAUUUUUGUGUUGUAUAUCUGAUUGAAACACAGGCUUUCAGGUUUUGGUUAAAGAUCUCAGGGUAUCAUACAACACAGUAAUAUAUUACAAUCCUCACAAGCUAUUGUCACAUCUGUACAUGAUGUGCGAAUGAGACGUUCAUUGUCACUGUAUAUGUUGAAUAUUAAGAAUGUGACAGAAUUUGCCUAACUGCAUGAAGGUGAACAAAGUUUAAGUAUAGAAUAUUUAAUUUGUAAGACUACCAUGUUGCUAUGCCAGUGUGUUCUCAAUUCAAAGGUUAACAUUUUAAGCUUAAUAUCUUUCUAGAAGUCAAGCUGUCUGUAUCCAAAGGAUUUGAACUGGGUUUUAAGUUUUGUAUGAAUAUUCAAAUAUACAGGUAUAUAUGUUUUGGAACGGAUUCAGAAACUUUUUGGACUAAAUGUUCAUAAAAAGAUUGUAUAAUAUAUUCAUUCCACUUUUAAAGUAUGGUGUAAUAAGUGUACUUAUUUACUUGUAUUAUUGGUGUGUGCUGUUGCUUUCAGCAGGUUAUUCCAUUUGUAAAUGUGUUGUCAUUCAACUACAAAGCUAUAUGAAAUAUGUUAAGCUUGGUUUCGCAUUAUACUUGAUAACUGUGGUCUUGCCUUUUGCAAACUCCUCAGUACAUUUUUUGGUCUGAAAUAUUUCAUUGGAAUUGUAUCUGGUGUAGGAAAAUCAGUGCUAUGUUGUUGCGUUUAGACUGUACAUAAAUAAUGCAUGGAGGUGAUAAGUGGUGAAUGUCACAUUUUUUUUUUGUAAUACCAAGUAAUUAACCAGUAGGGAAACUGACUGGGAUGUCAAAAUGAGAACAAUUUCCAUGUUGGUUGUUAUACUAUUAACUUGAACAGACUUGAAUAUUAACAGACUUGUAGUUACUAUUACUCACCAUUUGAUUCUCCUCAAAAUGAGACAUUUAGGAAAAAAUAUCCCACAAGACUUAUUAUUUAAAAUAAAAACACCAACAUAUUAUUUCAAACUUGCAUAAGCCUACCAUUCGUAAUCCCUUUUUAAGCAGAAAGUUGUACACCAAUAACUCUAGAGGCUUGAGAAGUACACCAUGCCUUAACCUAAGAAGCAUUCAAGUCACCUGGAAGUGGUAUUUUGUCAAAACAAAGCUUUUGUCACUAAAAAAUGCGUUUUGAUGAGUGGAAUAU
Molecule: messenger RNA, 6468 nt
Organism: Asterias rubens (European starfish)
Lineage: Eukaryota; Metazoa; Echinodermata; Asteroidea; Forcipulatida; Asteriidae
Product: sterile alpha and TIR motif-containing protein 1-like
Exons: 9
Coding region: 413-3073 (886 amino acids)
Biological process (GO): negative regulation of MyD88-independent toll-like receptor signaling pathway; response to axon injury; signal transduction
Cellular component (GO): dendrite
Molecular function (GO): NAD+ nucleosidase activity; signaling adaptor activity; protein binding
Source: RefSeq, a predicted model, not a curated record